AAACCCCGGCGCUGGAUUCUGAUCGGAGUCACGAACCUGAUGCGCAUGCGCGGUGUCACGGCGCCAGACCCAUUCUGCUCUACCGCGGUCGGGUUUUCAGCAGGUCCCAGCCCGUCACUCCCCGGGCCUGCUCAGGCUCCGCCCAUCUCGCUCCGGACCGCAGCUGCGUCUGACUGCAAGCGCUAGCAGGGUAAGUGCUGGUACUUCACGCACAUGCCCUCUGGACUUGCCCCUCCAUUGCUGAGCUCAGGAAAGUGACAAGGCCCCUGUUCCCCAGCCCGGAGGCAGCCAUGGCUGCAGAGAGCCCCAUGCAAAGUCUCUGGGAGGAAGCGCCGCGUCCCGUCUGUCUGGAGGAUUUCACAGCCCCAGUCACUCUAGAGUGCGGGCACAAUUUCUGCCAGGCCCCCCUCAGCCCUCAGGGCAGAGACACUGAGCAGCAGGGACCCCUCCGUUCCAAUCUGCAGCUGGCAAAUGUGGUGGAACUAGCCAAGCCCCUGAGUUUCCAGGCAGCAAAGAAAGCAAGAUGGGAUGGGGUGUGCAGGGAGCAACAGGAGGCUCUGAAGCUGUUCUGUGAAGAUCAAACUCCAAUCUGUGUGGUGUAUGACAGAUCCCAGGAUCACACAGUGGUGCCUGUACAGGAAGCUGCCCAGGAGUACAAGGAAAAAUUGGAGGCCCAUUUGAAGACUCUGAGGGAAGAGAGAGAAAAGGUGCUGGGAAGGAAAACAACAGCAGAAGGGAAAAGCCAGGAGUAUCUGAAAUGGACCCAAGUGGAGAGGCAGAUAAUUGUGGCCAAGUUUCAGCAGUGGCAGUUCCUGGAGGAACAAGAGCAACUCCUCCUAGUCCAGCUGAAGAAGCUGGAUGAGGAGAUUGGGAGGCUCCAGACUGACACUGUCUGGAAACUCUCUGUGCAGAUUUCCCGUAUCAGUGAGCUGAUUGGUGAGCUGGAGGGGAAGUGUCAGAAGCCAGCAAAUGAAUUCCUGCAGGAUGUAAGAAGCACCCUGAGUAGGUGUGAGAUGGAGCAAUUCCAGCUGUCAGAGGAGAUUUCCCCUGAACUGGAAGAACAAGUCAGAGGUUUCUCCCAGAAAACGAUUGAGCUGUUGGAGACUUUGAGGGAGUUCAAAGACACUCUGCCCUCUGCACUAGAGAGAGCAAGAAGAAAAUCCCUGGGAGCUUACAGACAGGGUGAGUUUGCAAGUGGAGAUUCUUUAAAUGAUGAGAACAUUCCUAUGAAAACAUCUUCAUGGGAUUGUCAUUGAAGUUACCAACCAAACCCAGCGACCACGGCACUCUCAGCCCUAAAUCUCAUCCACUGAUCAAUGAGGAGACCCAGGGGCACUACAUGGGGAUCUGUGGACACUUGGAGAAACACUCGUU
Molecule: messenger RNA, 1374 nt
Organism: Pelodiscus sinensis (Chinese soft-shelled turtle)
Lineage: Eukaryota; Metazoa; Chordata; Testudines; Trionychidae
Source: RefSeq, a predicted model, not a curated record